Molecule: messenger RNA, 2978 nt
Organism: Mobula hypostoma (lesser devil ray)
Lineage: Eukaryota; Metazoa; Chordata; Chondrichthyes; Myliobatiformes; Myliobatidae
Product: zinc finger protein 229-like
Exons: 3
Coding region: 1313-2602 (429 amino acids)
Source: RefSeq, a predicted model, not a curated record
GUUGAAAUGUUGUCCUUCACCCACUGACGUGCUUUGUAAACUUUUAACAGUGUAGUAAAGUCAAAGGAUUUGUGUAUGGGAAUCACAAACACAACAGCACGUUCGUUCAGCUGUAUCUGUCAGUUCACCAGCGCUUGAAUGCCGCCGAUCCUUGAAUGUGGAGGUGGAGAUGCUGGAGAAGACAGCGUCCCACUCGCUACAAGGAGAGCCCGAUCACGUGUCCAUGUCCGUGAUCUGAUUGGAUACAUCGCCAUGACGUUGAUAGCAGUGUGAUGUCAUUCACUGGCUCUCAUUUUGGAAGGGAUUCAGUCGCCAUCGCAGAUACACCAACAGCUUCGCACUGGGAAGCGGCCGUUCACCUGCUCCGUGUGUGUGAAGAGACUCAUUCAGUUAACCCACCUUGUGAUGCUCCGCUGCUUUCUGCGUUAAAAGAGGUGCUGAGUUUUCUACACACAAACAAAUCUGAGGUAUGUACUUGAACCGGUGCUUGCAGAAACUUUCAAUGGCUCCGUGAUUAACUUGAAAACUCCGCGUUACAAUUCUCGCCGUCGCUGAAGCACCGACCGAAUGCGCAGGCGUCAGGGUUGCGGCUGGUCCCGAAUAUCACGCAUGCGCAGUACACAAAAGGCCUCGGAUCUCGCUGCCGGUGAGUGUUUCUCCGUGAGACCGUUUUCACUACCGACUGAGGGGCAAUUGCUGUGACUCCGGAAACUGUGACCAGCAAUCCCGGGAUAGUCCUGUUCUCUUCCCUCUCUCUGCCCCACGAUCCCUACACGGACCCCGGGGAGCUUCCGGCUGAUGAGGGAAUGGGAGCCGAUGGAUCUCUCAGACAGAGCUGAGCUCCAGCUGUCAAAAUGCAAGGAUCGGGAACUCGGAGAAAGGGAACAAAAUCUUUUACACCACCAGGUUAAAAAUGACAAGGAAUUUGUCUGCGGGAAUCUCGAGAACAACAUGCCAGUUUUGCAGUCCCUGUCCAGAUAUUUAAGAAUUGGAACAAGGGAUUCACUCGAUCAUCCUUCCUGCUCAGACUGUGGAAGGGAUUCACUCGAUCAUCUGACCGACUUGCAAGUCCGUCAUUUUACACAGAGGAGAGGCCAUUCAGCUGCUCAGACUGUAGGGGUGGAUUCACUCGGUCAUUUCAACUGAAGAUACAUCAGGUAGUUCACAUUGGACAAGGCCAUUCACCUGUUCUGUGUGUGAGAAGGGAUUCAGUCGGUCUUCCCACCUGUGGACACACCAGUCAGAUCUCACUGGGCAGAGGCUGGUCAUCUGCUGAAUUUGUGGGGAAGGAUUCACUCGGUCAUUUGACCUAAUGUCUCCCCAGCGAGUUCACACCAGGGAGCAGCAGUUCACCUGCUCGGACUGUGGGAAGGGAUUCAUUAAAUCAUAUCAACUGAAGGUACAUCAGCGAGUUCACACUGGAGAGAGGCCGUUCACCUGCUCAGACUGUGGGAAGGGAUUCACUCUAUCAUCCAGCCUACUAAUACACGAGCGAUUUCACACUGGGGACAGGGCGUUCACCUGCUCUGUCUGUGGGAAGGGAUUCCAUCGACCAGCCGACCUUCAUAGACACCACCAAUUUCACACAGGGGAGAAGCCGUUCGCCUGCCCAGAUUGUGGGAAAGGAUUCACUUUACUAUCUCACCUGCAGAGACACCAGUCAGUUCACACCAGGGAGAGGCCGUUCACCUGCGCAGUCUGUGGAAAGACAUUCACCCAGUCAUCCCACCUACAGAGACACCGGUCAGUUCACACAGGGGAGAGGCCGUUCACCUGCUCUGACUGUGGGAAGGGAUUCACUCAGACAGCUAGCCUACUGAGACACCAGCGAGUUCACACAGGGGAGAAGCUGUUCACCCGCUCAGAACGUGGGAAGGGAUUCACUCGGUCAUCUGAUCCGCUGGCACACCAGCGAGUUCACACUGGAGAGAGGCCAUUCACCUGCUCAGACUGUGGGAAGGGAUUCCCUUGCUCAUCUCAACUGAAGGUACAUCAGCGAGUUCACACUGGAGAGAGGCCAUUCACUUGCUCAGACUGUGGGAAGACCUUCACUCAAUCAUCCAACCUACAGAUGCACCAGCGAAUUCACACAGGGGAGAGGCCGUUCACCUGCUCUGACUGUGGGAAGGGAUUCAUUCAGGCAGCUAGCCUACCGAAACACCAGCGAGUUCACACUGGGGAGAAGCCAUUCACCUGCUCAGAAUGUGGGAAAGGAUUCACUCGGUCAUCUGAUCUGCUGGCACACCAGCGAGUUCACACUGGGGAGAGGCUGUUCACCCGCUCAGAACGUGGGAAGGGAUUCUCUCAGUCAUCUGAUCCGCUGGCACACCAGCGGGUUCACACUGGAGAGAGGCCAUUCACCUGCUCAGACUGUGGGAAGGGAUUCACUUGCUCAUCUCAACUGAAGGUACAUCAGCGAGUUCACACUGGGGAGAGGCCUUUCACUUGCUCAGACUGUGGGAAGACCUUCACUCAAUCAUCCAACCUACAGAUGCACCAGCGAAUUCACACUGGGGAGAAGCCAUUCACCUGCCCAGACUGCGGGAAGGGAUUCACUCAGGCAGCUAGCCUACUAAAACACCAGCGAAUUCACACUGGGUAGUGGCGGUUCACGUGCUCAGAUAUUAGGAAGAGGUUCUCUCAGCCAAAUAACCGAAUGUGCAUCAUUGAGUUCACACUGAGGAGAGGCCAUUCACCUGCUGUGAAUGUGGGAAGGGAUUCACUCAGUAAUCUAACCUUGUGACACACUACCGUGUUCACACUGGGGAGAAAGUUUCAAUAAGCUGCAUGCUGGAUAUUUGUCCAUCCGCGUUACUGAUGCAAUUUUGAGAGUGACUGUCAGUGCUGAACUCUGCAAUUAUUGCUGCUGCUCACCACACCCAGUUCUGCACCCUGGUCACUGGGGAGGGGAAGAGGUCCUUCUGCUGCACAUUCACAUUUAAUGGGACUGGAGUUUAAUAUUCUGGAUCUGAGACAAA